AUGUCGUCAGUACAUCUCACGGAUCUGACCCGCCAGAUUGAGUCCGUUGUGGCCGCUGCAACAGACACCCAAGCAGAUGAUACGAAUCAGCUACCCGGCCAUAGCUAUCAGACAGGAGGCAUUGCCAUGGGACUCUUCGAUGUGGCAGCACAGCACACUGACGCAUCUAAUGAGAAAACGGUCACUCUUUCAUAG
This is a messenger RNA of Penicillium diatomitis, 195 nucleotides long. RefSeq lists its product as uncharacterized. The transcript has 2 exons. The record is from RefSeq and is a predicted model, not a curated record. Bases 1 to 195 code for a protein of 64 amino acids. NCBI's taxonomy places the organism in Eukaryota, Fungi, Ascomycota, Eurotiomycetes, Eurotiales, Aspergillaceae.